GAGUUAUUUACAAGUAACCUUACUCUGAAUACUUUAAAAAAACAAUUCUAGUUAAUGAAAUCAUUUUACAACCUACUUAAAUAUACCUUUUGUUGAUAAGCUGACAUAAUGCUGUUUUUUAGUUUGUUUUUAAUAAGCGGAUAUUUUUCUCAAUGUUUUGCUAGUGAGGCAGUAGAGUUAUUUGCAAAUGGUAAUGUUAAAUAUUCAGGUAGCAUAUAUAAGGAGUUGGUUAUCGAUAAUAAGACCAAAGAUAAAAACUUUAUUACAAGUCCCCUUGGAGUACAAAUUAUUUUAGCCUUGGUUGGAGAAGGAUGCAAAGGGGUAACAGCUCAACAAUUAACCACAGGACUUCAAUUACCAAAUAUUAAAUAUAGAACAGAUAUUAUUAACAGUUUUGAGAAUCCUAUUAAAAGAGAUUCAUUCGAAGAAUCUUUGGCUAUUAAAUUGUACAUCUCCAAAAACUUUGUAGUACUUCCAUCGUUUCUGGAUCUGGCAAGAAAUACUUACAAAUCAGAUAUAGAAAAUAUUGAUUUUUCAAACAAUGUUUUAGCUGCUAAUAAUAUUAAUAAGUGGGUCGCUCAGGAAACAAAUAACACCAUUCAAGAUUUAGUAGAUGCCAAUGAAUUAAGUGCACUAACCAAAUUUGUUACCGUUAGUGCCUUAUAUUUUCAAGGACACUGGGCAAAAUCGUUUAGUUCUCAGGGAACAAAGGACCAAAGUUUCCUUCCAAGAUAUUGCAAUAACAAUAAAAUUGCCAAGAUAGUUAAAACAAUGAAUUCUAUUAAUACAUAUCUUUUUUUGGACUCAUCUGAACUGAAAGUCAAAUUUUUAGAAAUUCCUUAUAAAAACUCAAAUACAAGUAUGACUUUUGUAUUACCACAUGAGCAAGAUGGUUUAUGCUCUAUAGAAAAUAACAUUCAUAAGUAUCUAAAGAAGCAGAAAUUAACGAAUGAGUUAGUUGAUGUAUCUAUUCCUAAAUUUAAUAUUACCAGUUCAAUAAACUACAUACCACUGCUAAAAAAGUUAGGUAUUACUCAAGUAUUUGAAGAAUCGGCAGAUAUGACAGGCAUAUCAACCCAAAGAGAUCUUUUUAUUCAAUUUGUUACACAAAAAGCAUUUAUAGGAGUAAAUGAACAAGGGACCAAAGCUACAGCUGCAUCAUCAGUUGUUGGAGUAAUACGUUCAUUACCUUUGCCACCUCCAGAUACAGACUUAACAUUUAAAGCUGACCAUCCAUUCUUCUAUUAUAUUCGAGACAAUGACUCAGGAGUUAUUCUGUUUAUAGGAAGAUAUGUUCAGUAAUUUCACACCUCUUCUGAUAUCUAUAAAAAAAUAUAUAAAUAUAAAAAUUGCUAAUAUAUAAAUAUUAAAUGAAAAAAAUUUACAAAUAA
Molecule: messenger RNA, 1391 nt
Organism: Diabrotica balteata
Lineage: Eukaryota; Metazoa; Arthropoda; Insecta; Coleoptera; Chrysomelidae
Source: the annotation of a GenBank genome assembly